UGAGUGCAUAGGCAUAUGCUGUUGAUGGUUGUUUAUCAUUAUUUUCCUUAUUUCUACACUCAGCAUCGAGGUGAAAGGAGAGGGCUUGGAGGAAUAUUUUUUGAUGAUCUGAAUGACUAUGAUCAGGAGAUGCUCCUUUCCUUUGCUACCGAGUGUGCCAAUUCUGUUAUUCCCGCUUAUUUACCUAUCAUAGAGAAAAGGAAGGAUUUGCCCUUCACUGAUCAUCAGAAAGCAUGGCAACAAUUGCGAAGGGGACGAUAUGUUGAAUUCAAUUUGGUUUAUGAUAGGGGUACAACAUUUGGACUAAAAACUGGAGGAAGAAUAGAGAGUAUUCUUGUUUCUCUCCCACUGACUGCUCGGUGGGAAUACGAUCACGUAUGAUUUUGCAAUCUCUCUCUC
Molecule: messenger RNA, 399 nt
Organism: Cajanus cajan (pigeon pea)
Lineage: Eukaryota; Viridiplantae; Streptophyta; Magnoliopsida; Fabales; Fabaceae
Source: RefSeq, a predicted model, not a curated record